Williopsis jadinii is the source of this 789-nucleotide messenger RNA. Its product is annotated as Mg-dependent acid phosphatase. The record is from RefSeq and is a predicted model, not a curated record. The transcript has a single exon. Lineage: Eukaryota; Fungi; Ascomycota; Saccharomycetes; Phaffomycetales; Wickerhamomycetaceae. Gene Ontology annotation, molecular function: acid phosphatase activity. The coding region runs from base 1 to 534 and encodes 177 amino acids.
AUGGAAUACCCCAAGGUUGUGGUGUUUGAUCUUGACUACACUCUAUGGCCGUGCUGGUGCGACACCCACAUAUCACCCCCGUUGAGGUCCAAGUCUACAGAUGUAGUUGUCGAUAAGUAUGGGUAUGAGCUCUCCUUCUACAAGGACGUUGGUGAUAUCUUCCAAGACCUACAGGCCAAUGGAGUUCUGAUAGUGAGUGCGAGUAGAACGUGUGCCCCUGCUGUGGCGAAGAAGCUGCUCAAGCUGCUCCACCUCAACGGCGAGCCAGCGAUAAACCACCUGGAUCAUAUGGAAUGGGGUACACAUUCGAAGAAGAAGCAUAUCGCCAGGGCAUUGGAACAGUUUGAAGAGGAUAUCAAGUUUGAAGACGUUAUUCUGUUUGACGAUGAGGUGAGAAAUAAGGACGUUGAGUCGAUAGGAUGCCUGUUUGCUCACAUAUCGAAUGAAAAGGUUGGUUUAAAUAAGAUCAUUUAUGAACGGGCUCUGGGCGAAUGGAGGAAGAAGAACAAGAAGAGAACAAAGAAAUCAAACUAGAAGUUUACAUCUACAGUUUCAUAUAGAUUAGUUAUAGAUACAUUGUAUUGAUGCUAUUAUGGCUUCGUAUAUCCACUACAGUCAUGUGACUGAUAUCAGUGACGAUUUCAUCCGGAGUCAUUGAACGGUUGUGGUUCACAAUAAUAUGAGCCUUCUGGUGGUAUAUUAGCCCAUCAUGGGGGUUUCAUGGUACAUUACUGUGUACAUGUAUCUAAUUUUAGUGUUGGUCUUUUGAGUGUCUUAUUGUAAUUCAUU